AUGUACUCCGAGCAGCAAAACCAACAACAACAACAACAACCAUCUCAACAACAAAGGCAGCAUAUUCCGAUUGUGCACGCUCCUCAAGUAACCACCAUUCAAACACAUGUUCUACCACAAACUUCUUUAUCAGAUCAAAAUUUUUCAUUCAAUCCGUCGAACUCUCCAUCCAGUCAGGAAGUGCCGUCAAACAUAGCUCGUAUACCGUAUCCAAGCAGUACCACAAGCAAUCCAGUAACACACCACUCACCGGUACAACAUACAUCAUCUGCCACUUCAGCGAACUCCAUCACUAAACCAUUUAAAACAAAACGUGUUUUCAAAAGUUUCCAUUUGGCAGUAUAUAUUCGUUCUGAUUUAUGCCCAGGAACUAACCCGAAUAAAUAUUCUCAAAAUGUUUUUCAAUUAAAAUCAUCAACGAAUUGUAUUCAGGUGAUUAUCUUGGGUGAUGCAGGUGUCGGCAAGACGUGCUUAAGUUUUCGUUUUUGCAAUGGUCGAUUUCCUGCACAGACUGAAGCUACAAUUGGUGUCGAUUUCCGUGAGCGUUCUGUGGUUAUUGAUGGCGAAUUGAUUAGGGUGCAACUGUGGGAUACGGCCGGUCAGGAGCGUUAUCGUCAGUCGAUGGUGUCACAUUAUUAUCGUAAUGUAAAUGCGGUCGUGUUUGUCUAUGAUGUAAGCAAUGAAAAGUCAUUUGAAUCGUUAGCAACUUGGAUAUCCGAGUGUCGUAAUCACUCGGUGUCCUCUUCCAAAGAUACACCUCACAUUAUCAUCGGCAAUAAGUGUGAUUUGAACCCAUCAAAUAGGGUCAAAACCGAUUAUGCACAGAUAUUUGCCGAUCAGAACGACAUGGCACUAUUCGAAACAUCAGCGUUAUCAGAUUCGGAAUCGGAUCAUGUCGAGUCGAUAUUCAUGACAUUAGUGCAUAAGUUGCAACAGUCCAAGCCAAUGCACGUGCAGUCAGAUGAAGAGCGUGCACUGAAAGAGGAAAGACUUCUGUUGAAGGCGAACGAAGUCGAUAAACUGCACGCUGAGGACGGUUGGUGCUGCUGA
Molecule: messenger RNA, 1050 nt
Organism: Anisakis simplex (herring worm)
Lineage: Eukaryota; Metazoa; Nematoda; Chromadorea; Rhabditida; Anisakidae
Source: the annotation of a GenBank genome assembly